Messenger RNA from Cuscuta campestris, 1008 nucleotides. NCBI's taxonomy places the organism in Eukaryota, Viridiplantae, Streptophyta, Magnoliopsida, Solanales, Convolvulaceae. The record is from the annotation of a GenBank genome assembly.
AGGAGAGGAAUAAAUAUUUUGGAAGGUAGAUUGGCGAAACUAACUAUUUAAAGGAACACAAACCUUAUUAAACCCUAAACUAUCUACAGGAAGGAACAAACGCACGAUUAAUUGGCAGAAUUGCAUGGAUAUGGCUACGGAACCAAGUAAAGACGAAUCUCUCGGCACACCUCCAAAGAAACAAACGGGGCCAAAAGUGUCAGAUGAAUUUCCAUUGGUGACUGUGUGCUUUGAGUACUCACUGAUCAUGACUUUGAUUGUCGUUGUAAACGUUGCAAAUGUUGGGAUCGAAUUGGACCCCAUCAUAUCAAAGUUGGGAGUGGUCAUAGAACUUCUUAAGUUGUUUCUCGCAAUGCAUUUGGCCACUCACCCACCAAAAGAAUACAAAUGUAUGGGAAGGGAAAUGCGAUGCGUGGCUGAUAUUCUCCCCGUGGGCUUUGCCAUGGCUUUGGCCUAUAUUUAUCCAUAUCACAUGGGAUACGUUGUCGUUUUGUCUUGUUGGACCGUGCAUUGCUACAUACUCGUCCGUUUAUGGUGGGGUGUAUAUAACUUGGUAGGUUUUUGGGAUAUCUUAGUGACAAUGCCCGUGCAAAUUUUCUCUUACUGGUUCGUGGCCCCCAAGAUUGCCAACAUGGAUCAUCCACUCGUGCUCUUUGCGAUGGCACUUGGCUUCUGGACCACUAUUUCUAUCUAUCGUACUCGUACCUCUUCUGGUCAUCAUCUUCCUCUAGUUUCUGAGAAAUAUGCCGUGUUACCUGAUUGUUGACUCCUCCCAGCACCAAUUGGAUUUCUCUGUCUCAAAAUAGAGUACGUGUUUGAAUGCACAUCUAUUUAAGCUUUAUUAGACUGAUUAUAAUAGCAAUACUUGGGUGCUUAUGCUCCCACUUUUAUCAUACCAAGUAUUAGACAACCAACAAUUUGCAUCUGUUGAUUUAUUGGUUUGGUAUAAAUUUUUUGAUGUACUUUUAAUUUUAGUUUUGAAUGUAGUCAUAAACUUGUACACUUGUU